This is a messenger RNA of Magallana angulata, 2754 nucleotides long. RefSeq lists its product as uncharacterized. The record is from RefSeq and is a predicted model, not a curated record. The transcript is spliced from 12 exons. Bases 239 to 1438 code for a protein of 399 amino acids. NCBI's taxonomy places the organism in Eukaryota, Metazoa, Mollusca, Bivalvia, Ostreida, Ostreidae.
CGGAAGUCAUACUCUGUUUGUUUACAAAAUCGAAAUCGUGACAAGCCAAGCCUAUUCACUAAUUCAGCAAUUGUGUCAUUGCUAACUUUGGAUUUUUGUUCUUUGAGUUGUUGAAAAUUUCAUUACAUUUAGAUAAAUUGAAGUAGCAACAAGCUUAAAUGAAUAAUUAUCCAUCUUUGAACCGUAUCUUAUGUGUAACAUUACAGGUUUAAAAAAUUAGGAGUCAUUUUAUACUAGAAUGAAGUUCAAAACUGUUCUGGAAGGACAGGAGGCAGUAAUCUUGAACUACCUUGGAGAGGGAAGACUGGUCAAGGGACCUCAAAGGGUCUUUUUAUUCAGAGAAAGAUUGCAAUACUUGAAGAAACACACAGCAGAUCCUUAUCAAUACAUAGUUGUUAAAGACAGAGAUGGACUAGUUCAACAUAAGCCUGGACCAUGCUUUGUUUUCAACAACCCCCUAUUGUAUGAAUCUGUGACCGUGAAAGAAAGCACCAAGAUCGAUGCCAACCAUCUGAUUGUUGUGUACAAACGUCUGAAAGAAUCAGAUGUAGAGAGAAGAGUUGUUCAGGGACCCACUGUGUUUGUGCCAGAGGCUGAAGAAUGGAUUCAUACGUUUACAUGGCAUGGAACAGAUCCCCUGGAGAAGACCAGGAUGAUCCCGGGGCAAAGUGUAUUUCAAAAGCUGGCCGUCAUUCCAGAUCAGUUCUACUACAAUGUCAAGGAUGUGAGAACACAAGAUGACACCAUGAUAACUGUAAAACUAAUGCUGUUUUAUGAACUGAAAGAUGUGACCAAAAUGCUCAACACCACAACAGAUCCUAUAGCAGAUAUGAUAAAUGCUGUAUGUGCAGAUGUCAUUGCUUUUGCUGGGAAAGUUUCGUUUGAAGAGUUUCUGAAUCGGACCCAGAUCCUGAGUGAUAUUUCAACCUUCCCCCAACUGACCCAGCGGGCUGACAAGAUCGGGUACAGCAUUCAGAAGGUUGUCUUCAGGGGCUACCAUGCCAGUGAUAGUCUCCAGGCAAUGCAGAAUGCUGCAAUCGAAUCACGAACACAACUUCGACUAGAAUCAGAGAUUGAGGAACAGAAAGCUAAACUUGCUGACUUUAAGCUUUCUAAAGAACAAGAGAGAACCAAACUAGUUCAUGACAUGGAGAAGACCAAACAAGAUCAUAAACAAAAGAAAGCUGAGUUAGAGCAGCAACACAAACUGGAAAUGAGACAAAUUGAACACCGCAACCUGUUAGAGACAACUGCUCUCUUCACAAAGGCAAAUCAAGAAUUGAAUGCAGCAGAUAAGGCUUGGGAUUGUGAAUUCUUGGAGAAAUUAAAUGAUAUGAAUGUUAACUUAACUGAUUAUCUCAACACCAAGAAUGGUCCCCAAAUCACUGAGGAAAUAAGAGUUGUUACCACAGACACCGACUGGAUAAAAGCAAGCUAAGACAUCAGGUUUAAUUUAACAUAAAAUGUGGAAAAAGUUUGAUUUAAAAGAAGUUUCAUUUACAAAAACCUCAAAGGGAUAUUUAAAAUUUUAGAUUUGGCAUUUCUAUCAAAAGGAAUGUUAAGAUUACUGAUAUGUUUUGUAAGAAAACUUCAUUUUAAUUGUUGUUUAAAAAUAAGACACUUUAUUAGAUUAUGAUGGUGCUCCAUUUUGGAGACGGAUUCAUGAUACUUAAAAUUGUAUUUAACACUAUUUAGUUUGAAUAAAACGAUCAUGUUUAUAAUGAGAUUUUAUUUGUUAUGUAAUUUUAUCCUGUUCUUUUUUAUAUAUCACUUUAUAAGUUAUGCAUUUUUUCUAUGCAUUUUUAUUUCACAGAAUCUUUUUACAAUUAGUUUUUGAGAAAUCCACAUCAAUGAUAUGAUAAUGCAACAUCAGUAUCAAAAUUGUCUUCUUUAAAGCUUGUUAUCUUUGUUAAGGCACAUGAAUGAAGAACAAUUUAAUAUUUUACUUCAACCAUUGAUAUUAAUUCCUAUUAUACAAUACCUGGUAUUCAAAUGAUUAGAGAAUAUGAAACAUUCUUGAUAUCAUUGACUUCUCCCUUUGUUAGCAUGUUGACUGUGAUUUGCCAUAAUAAUAUUUUAUGUUAAUUUAAGUGCAUUUUGUGUCAUGCAUUAAUAUUUUGGGGAAGAAGGUGUUUAUUACUCUGAGUUAAUAAAUACAAGGAAUAUGAAAUAAAAUUAAAAAAUUGGCCUUUAUCUACACUCCCAUAUCUCUCCUCACUCACACCUUCCUGUCCAUCUUGAUAAGGAAAAAUGAUGUAUUUUGAAGAAAAGUGAUUAGGCUUCGCCCACCGACAACCGAUUUUUUUAGAGGUUGGGAAGGGGGGGGGGGGUUAGAAGAUGUGUUUAACUGAAUACCCCUAAAAUAAAACACCAAUUUUUCGAGAUAUAUUUAAUAUUCAUGUUCAUAUUGUAUGAACUGCCAGUUUAUUGGUGACCUUUAUUUUGAACGCUAUGUAUUCCGAGAAUUGGUGUUUGAUGUGCAUUACUUACAAUUAAAUAAAAAAAUGUUUGUCGCUGUCAUCUCUGUUUGUAUUAUGUAAAUUCUGUCGUAUUUCGUUGAGAAUGAGAUUAUUAUUAGUCAUUAUUUAUUAUUUAAACAUUGACAUGAAGAAAUGUAUUUUUUACGCUAAAUUGCCCUUAUUGUGAUAUUUUAGUUAUAUUUCAGAUAAUACAUUAUUAAUGAUCCGAGACGAUUUUUCACAUUAUUGUAAACCUUGUAUGAUGAAGAUGUUCUAAUAAAUGUUGAAUACUAUC